Messenger RNA from Cuscuta epithymum, 711 nucleotides. NCBI's taxonomy places the organism in Eukaryota, Viridiplantae, Streptophyta, Magnoliopsida, Solanales, Convolvulaceae. The record is from the annotation of a GenBank genome assembly.
GGAGACAUAGGACGACGAACAUCCGUUUCCAAUGUCAAGAAGCUCUUAUCCCUGCAGAGCAACAGUGGAUGUUCGACGAGACCGGCUUCAAAGGCCCGGAUGUUUGGAAUAAAACAUGGUAUCCAAAGGCUAUUGAUCAUGUGAACACAGAAAAGCCAUGGUAUAUUGUUGAUGCUGCUGAAAAGAAACUGGGAAGAUUGGCUUCGACUAUAGCUAAUUAUAUUCGAGGAAAGAACCUGGCAACAUAUACUCCUAGUGUGGAUAUGGGUGCUUUUGUUGUUGUGGUCAAUGCUGAAAAAGUAGCAGUAACUGGAAAGAAGAGGACACAGAAGAUUUACAGAAGGCAUUCGGGGAGACCGGGUGGUAUGAAAGAGGAGACCUUUGACCAACUGCAGAAAAGGAUCCCUGAAAGGAUCAUUGAGCAUGCAGUGCGAGGGAUGCUUCCCAAAGGAAGGCUGGGCAGACACUUAUUUAACCAUCUUAAGGUGUAUAAAGGAGCAGAGCAUCCUCACCAGGCACAGAAACCAAUUGAUUUGCCGAUACGUGACAAGAGGAUCAAUAUGUUGACUUAAGAGCGAAUGGAUACUGACAUUGUAUUUUUUAUCUUUUUAACAGCGAAUGAAUGCUGGUUUCUUUGAAUCUGCAAUAGUUUCAGUUGUAAUGCUAUGAAAAACACUGCCUGGUCUGACGGGCAGGUGACUAGUCAGCAUA